UGACGUCCUUGAUCAUGGCAGGACUAUAGUCAACAACCGUGGUACCCACAGCAAUGUUCAUCUCAUCUGCAACAUGAGAUGAUGCGUCGAUGGCGAGAGAGUGAUGCGCUGCGUUGUUGUGAUUGUGUGCACCAGCAAUUAAUCAUCUUCUCGCCGAAACACUGGUUUGAUUCGCAUUAUCGCACACAGUAGCAUCUUUGAAGCCGGAUCUGUGAUCGGAGACUCUCACUGCUGAAGAUAACCGUGCCCGGACUUUGUUGCCGUAGGGUUUAUUGCAGCUGAAUUUGAUCAUUGUGCGCUAUGUUGAUGCAGCCCAGCGAUGAGUGGUGAGGUUGAUCGGCAGCGAGGGCAGCUGAGCGCGUUUUCGCAUGUCAGAGCUGCCUGAGCGUAUGCGUUGCCGUCAACGAUCGAGGGGAAUGGUGCAGAGUGAAUUUUAGGGUUUCUGGUGCUCGUCAGAAGUUUGUGGGCGAGUUUCCGUCGCGUGUGGGAUCGCUGGAGCUGCGGUUUUUGUUCGCUUUGGACGUCGUUCAUCAGAAUGGCGUUGUUGGAAUGCGGAGCGCGGGUUUGGCUUCUCGUAGCUGCUGUAAUGUUCCUUCUCUUGCAAGCGAGAUUGUUUUCAGUGCAGACCAAGUAUGCAGACCGGAUCGCUUUGGCUGUGGAAGGGGAGAAUAAGUGCUCACACAGUAAGAAAGCCCUGAUUGACCAAUUCAGUGUCCAGCAGGGCAGGAUUGUUGCUUUAGAGGAUGAGAAAGAGAGGCUUGAGAACAAGAAUGCGCAGCUUAGCUUGCUGGUUAGAGAUUACCGGCGCAUGGGGAAGGAGGUACCGAAAUUAGUAGGUACCAAGCCUGUUGCUGCUGUGGUGAUUAUGGCUUGCAAUCGGCCUGACUACCUUGAUCGAACGUUGAAUUCUGUGCUGAAGUAUCAGAGGUUGGUGGCGGAAAAAUUUCCCCUGUUUGUAUCUCAGGAUGGUCCAAUGGAGUCAGUGAAAGCCAAAGCGAAGAGUUUCGUUGGUGUUGGAUAUAUGCAACAUCUUGAAGGUGACCCCCCUACAAGGAAUCCGGGGGAGAUAGUCGCUUACUACAAAAUCGCACGCCACUACAAGUUUGCACUAUCGCAGCUUUUUGACAUCCGAGGAUUCGAGAAAGUGAUAAUUUUAGAGGACGAUAUGGAGAUAGCGCCCGAUUUCUUUGACUAUUUUGAAGCAACCUCUUCUAUCUUGGACUGUGAUAAGUCCGUUGUGGCAAUUUCUUCGUGGAAUGACAAUGGCCAGAAGCAGUUUGUCAGUGACCCUACGGCUCUGUAUAGGUCUGAUUUCUUCCCUGGUCUCGGCUGGAUGUUAACCCGAGAGUUUUGGGACGAGCUUUCUCCGAUUUGGCCAGAAGCUUAUUGGGACGACUGGCUGAGGUUGAACUCCACUCGCAAGGGUCGUCAGUUUAUUCGCCCAGAGAUUUGCCGAACAUACAAUUUCGGUGAGCAUGGCUCAAGCAUGGGACAAUUUUACUACAAGUACUUGGUGCCCAUUAAACUGAACGACGUCCACGUAGACUGGAAGUCGUAUGAUUUGGAGUCCAUGCUGAAGGAGGAGAAGUUCAAUAAGGAGCUGGCGCGUAGGAUAGCCUUAGCCACACCCCUAAACAACGUGGACGAGAAUAUACUUAAGAUGGUUGAGAACGUGAACCGUGAUAUCAGAAUUGUGUACAACAGCCAGAUGCACUUCGAAAGUCUCGCUCGGGCAUUUGGUGUAUUCGAGGAAUGGAAAGAUGGGAUCCCUAGGACGUCCUACAAGGGAAUCGUUGUGUUCAGAUGGAAGGGCAACAGAGUGUUCCUUGUUAGGCCUGAUUCUCGGGAAGCACUUGGUUACAAUGCAGAUGUUUUUUAAGUGAUAGCGGUGUACCUCAAGGUCUAGCCAUGUGCUAAGUGCUCUGUACACUGCUUACAACUGCUCAAUGGACCAGUUGUACAAGCAGGGAGCUUUAAGGUAGUGCAGAUUUACAGGAUGUCAUGCGGAUCAUGGUGAUUGAGCUUAUUGUUCAAAGAGGCAUCCGUUUGGUUUGUUGGACGGAACCGAGCAGAACUCAUCGCCACAACUUUGAACUGCAUUACUAUGUAACGAUGGAGGGCUCUUUCGAAAUUAUCUACACUAAAAUGAAAAUUUGAAAUCCUCACUAGACGAAGCGCACGGCAGAUUCACAGCUCCGUGUGCAGCCGGUCAUGCGGUAUUUUUUUUACACUCUUGUUUACAACAGGUGUUGUAUCUGUUACGCGCUGCAGCCACGCCGCCACAAGUUUCAGACUGCUGCUGCGAGAGAAUGGGAGAGCACCCCAUAAAAGAAACAUAGGAACUCUGGAUCAUUGACUUCUAAAGCACCAAUUUAUUAACACA
Physcomitrium patens is the source of this 2383-nucleotide messenger RNA. Its product is annotated as alpha-1,3-mannosyl-glycoprotein 2-beta-N-acetylglucosaminyltransferase. NCBI's taxonomy places the organism in Eukaryota, Viridiplantae, Streptophyta, Bryopsida, Funariales, Funariaceae. The record is from RefSeq and is a predicted model, not a curated record. Gene Ontology annotation, molecular function: alpha-1,3-mannosylglycoprotein 2-beta-N-acetylglucosaminyltransferase activity. Gene Ontology annotation, cellular component: Golgi apparatus.